UGCUGCUGGCCAAAACUGGGCCAAUGAGAGAAGGUGGUAAUGCCUCUGUGCUAACAUAUUUAAUAAGAAAAUCAAAACAAAGUCACAUGGUUUUUCUUCCAGUCAGAAAAGAGGAGGAGGUGAGAACAGACCUUGGGCACACCAAGGUCAGUGCAGAAGCAGGGGGAGGAGGUGCUCCAGGUGCCAGAGCCAAGAUUUCUCUGCAGGCCUCAUGGUGAUGGCCAUGGUGAAGCCGCUGUGACCCUGCAGCCCAUGGGGAUCCAUGGGGGAUACAGAAAUCCACUCACAGCCCAGGGAGGAGGUGCCCAUGCUGGAGCAAGUGGAUGCCUGGAGGCAGGGAUCCAGUGGAAGACCUGGUGGAGAGAGGAGCCCUUGCUUCCAGGCUGGAGCAGCCUGUCUUUGGAGGACUGCACGCCAUGAGAAGAGAGACCCAGGUCGCAGCAGUUUUGGGGGGUUGUGUGCCCAUGAAAGAGACUCAGCUGCAGCAGAUGAGGUUUGGCUGCUGCUCUUGAGAGCGGACCCACACCAGGGCAGUUCAUGGAGAAAUGUCUUGUGUGGGAGGAACCCCAUAGCCUCACAGGGGGAGGACACUCCUCUCCCUGAGCAGCAGAAGAAAAUCUUGGUGAUGAACUGACCAAAACCCCCCUGCCCUGUCUCCCUGUGCUGUCAGUGGGAAGGAGGAGAACCUGGAGUGAAAGUGUUUUAAGGGCUUAUUUUACUUCUCCUUAUCCACCUCUGAUUCUGUUUGUAAUAAACUCCUGAAGUUGAAGCCAUUUUGCCCUUAAACAUUUUCUUCCCAUGCUUAUCUCACUCGUGAGCCCUUUGUUAUUUUUUUUUUUUCCCUCUCCACUGCCCAGAUGUGGCAGGGGAGGGUCAGCAAGCAACUCUCAUGGGUGUCUGGUGUUGGGCCAGUGUAAAGCCUUGACAGUUGUUCAUACCCUGGUGUGAACUCAGUCUAAUUUUGAGAGCAAGACACCUCUGAAUGCUGGCAAACUCGUUCAUUCUCUUAAUGCUGUUAGAUUUCCUGUCAUCUUUCAAUCAGCUUCUACUGCUUUUCCCUUCAGAGGGUCUGUGUGUUAUGUUUUGGUGCAGGGAUUGAGAGACACAGACCAUACUAUGCAAGCAAAACCAUUUAUUACAGUAGUUCACCAGUAUUUAUAGGUCUCUAAGUUCUGUCCAAAAUUUUCCACUCGGACUCCUUUGCUCCUGUUCUGUUAGUAACACAAUCUUCUCAGUUAUCAUUCUUUCACCAGCAAUGUCCUUGUUACAUUCUUUUGCCAGAGCAGUCAGAGUGACCAGAUAGGAUGUCUUCACUUUUGUCCUUUCCUUGAGUUUCUCUCUCCUAGGGCCAGGAGGAUGACGGCACCACCCAGCUCAGCUUCUGUGGCUUUCUGAUCUUUCACAUCUCCCCCUUUUUUUGGUUUUUUGACUCUUAAGUAAUUUUGACUCUAUCAUUACAAAAAAGUUACUGGAAAUCUGUCAUACAACAGUUAAACAUGAAGGAACAACAUGCACAUAAAUAGCCGGUGAAGAGACCACAGCCUUACACUGAAGGCACCAUGCGAAUCCUUCUUCUCCUCCUGGCAGCUGCAGGGCUUUGUUGGGGGCAGUACAACCCCAACACUCUCCCAAAGAGAACUUCCAUUGUGCAUCUCUUUGAAUGGCGCUGGCAGGAUAUUGCUGAGGAGUGUGAACGCUACUUAGCUCCUAAUGGAUUUGGCGGAGUUCAGGUUUCACCUCCCAAUGAAAACAUUGUCAUUACUAACCCGAACAGACCCUGGUGGGAAAGAUACCAGCCCAUUAGCUACAAGAUCUGCUCUCGAUCAGGAAAUGAGGAGCAAUUCAAAGACAUGGUGAAGAGAUGCAACAAUGUUGGAGUUCGUAUCUAUGUGGAUGCUGUCGUCAACCAUAUGUGUGGGGCUGCAGGUGGCUCAGGCACACAUUCUACCUGUGGAAGCUAUUUUAAUGCUGGAAACAGAGAUUUUCCAGCUGUCCCAUACUCUGGCUGGGAUUUCAAUGAUGGCAAAUGUCACACUGGAAGUGGAGAAGUUGAAAAUUAUAAUGAUAUCUAUCAGGUCCGGGACUGCCGUGUGACCGGCCUUCUGGAUCUGGCCCUGGAGAAGGACUAUGUGCGCUCAGAGAUUGCACAGUACAUGAACCAUCUCAUUGACAUUGGUGUAGCAGGAUUCCGAAUUGAUGCUGCCAAGCACAUGUGGCCUGGGGACAUAAAAGCAUUUCUGGACAAGCUGCAUGAUCUGAACACUCAAUGGUUUUCUGCAGGAACUAGACCUUUAAUUUACCAGGAGGUAAUUGAUUUGGGUGGAGAGCCCAUCAAAGGCAGCGAGUACUUUGGAAAUGGCCGAGUGACAGAAUUCAAAUAUGGUGCCAAACUGGGAACAGUGCUCCGCAAGUGGGACGGAGAAAAGAUGGCCUACUUAAAGAACUGGGGAGAAGGCUGGGGCUUUGUGCCUUCCGACAGAGCCCUGGUCUUUGUGGAUAAUCACGACAAUCAGAGAGGACACGGGGCUGGUGGAGCUUCUAUUCUAACCUUCUGGGAUGCCAGGCUCUAUAAAAUGGCAGUUGGCUUCAUGCUUGCCCAUCCUUAUGGGCUCACACGUGUGAUGUCAAGUUUUCGCUGGCCAAGAUAUUUUCAAAAUGGAAAGGACGUCAAUGACUGGUAUGGACCCCCAAGUAACGCAGAUGGCUCCACAAAGGCCGUCACCAUCAACGCGGACACGACCUGUGGCAACGACUGGGUUUGUGAACAUCGCUGGCGUCAAAUCAGGAACAUGGUUAUCUUCCGUAACGUGGUGGAUGGUGAGCCUUUCUCCAACUGGUGGGACAAUGGCAGCAAUCAAGUGGCUUUUGGCCGUGGUAACAAAGGCUUCAUCAUCUUCAAUAAUGAUGACUGGAAUAUGAAUGUCAAUGUGCAAACUGGACUGCCUGCUGGUACCUACUGUGAUGUUAUUUCUGGACAAAAGGAGGACAACAGAUGUACUGGAAAGCAGGUGUAUGUUUCUGGUGAUGGAAAGGCUAAUUUCCAGAUUAAUACCGAUGCUGAAGAUCCAUUCAUUGCAAUUCAUGUUGAUGCCAAGUUAUAAUUUGGGAGAAAUAGCCUCCUCUCUUUGGUCUGCUUAUUACUGCUUCCCCCAUAUGUCAUUCCCUGCAUUUUGACCAUGAGUGGCUCUCUACUGAAUAAUAAAUGGCAUUCAAAUGAAAAAGUAAUUUUCUUCUCUUAAUGAAUUAGAUGUAACUUUAUCCCCUCAUAACUAGUGGCAAUGCAGUGGUAGGUUUUAAGGCAAUGCAGCACUCCAGUUCCUGUGUAACAAAAACUUUGGAGAGAAAAAAAAAAAAGAAUCCAAGCCAGCUGAAAUGGCUAAGCUAAAGUGCAGUAUUUCCAGAGCUGAUCCAUACACACACACUUGUGUCCCAGAGCAGCCCCCUUGUGGGCUGUCAGCUAUGAGCAGGGCCUAUGUACAGAGUUUAUCCCUUCCUUAUGACAAAUCAAGCCUGGGCUCUGGGUCACUGAAGGAAGCUGGGCUGUGCCAAUCAGUUAUUCCAGCCUGUGGUAUCAGUGAAACCAGCAGGUUACCAGGUUCACAGUCAGCUUGUGCUUGGACAAAGCAAAACCUGAGCUCUUGCAUAAUUUGCCCCAGUGGUUUGAGGCAAGCGAAUGCUCCCUGUGCGGGUGCUGAAGGUGUCUGUGAACAGGCAUUGCUUCCACCUUGUGCCACUGGCUGAGGCAUAGCAAAUUCCUGCCUCUGGUGUGUUAGGCACCCUUCUUCUCUAAUAUCUCAAAGAAAUAUGCAAACAGAGCACAGCUUUGGCAGCUUUGCCA
This is a messenger RNA of Passer domesticus (house sparrow), 3838 nucleotides long. RefSeq names its product pancreatic alpha-amylase. The transcript is spliced from 11 exons. Bases 1560 to 3101 code for a protein of 513 amino acids. Gene Ontology annotation, molecular function: cation binding; alpha-amylase activity. Gene Ontology annotation, biological process: carbohydrate metabolic process. Lineage: Eukaryota; Metazoa; Chordata; Aves; Passeriformes; Passeridae. The record is from RefSeq and is a predicted model, not a curated record.